This is a messenger RNA of Mizuhopecten yessoensis (Yesso scallop), 507 nucleotides long. RefSeq lists its product as uncharacterized. Gene Ontology annotation, molecular function: nucleic acid binding. The record is from RefSeq and is a predicted model, not a curated record. NCBI's taxonomy places the organism in Eukaryota, Metazoa, Mollusca, Bivalvia, Pectinida, Pectinidae. The transcript has a single exon. The annotation marks the transcript as partial. Gene Ontology annotation, biological process: DNA integration.
AUGGUAUUGGAUGGCCUGAAAUACCUUGUAACUGUUGAUUACUUUUCGAAAUUCAUCGAGGUAAACAAUGUGUCAGAUGAAAAGUCAGCAACUGUAAUCAACGUUUUGAAGCAGCAGUUUGCCAGAUAUGGCAUUCCUGAAGAAAUUAUCAGUGACAAUGGCCAAGAGUUCGCGAGUUAUGAGUUCAAGUCCUUUUCGCGAGCAUACCACAUCGAACACACUACUUCGUCUCCGAGAUACCCACAAAGCAAUGGACUCGCAAAACGUUCUGUUCAAACUGUGAAACGACUAUUCAAAAAGGCCCGAGACGACGGCAAGGACCCCUAUUUGGCCCUUAUGGAACUGAGGAAUAUCCCGAUAACUGGUAUAGAACUCUCACCAUCACAGCUGCUCUUAGGCAGGGCUACAAGGACAACGCUACCUGCUAAGCGGACUCAGUUAAACCCAUUAGGUUUCGAACCUUGUGCCAUCAAGUCAUCUUUGGAGGAGCAGAAAGCACGCCAGAAG